AGGCGACUUGGUGUUGCUGGCUGGCUGUCCGAGAGCCCGCCGCUGUGCUCUUCCUCACCUGUCAGCCGAGCUGCAACCUCCCAGGUGCUGAAAGCAGCGCGUUAGGAAGGAAUAGGUUGAAACAUCUGCCAGAAUAUAGAAAUACACUUACGGGAGAAAGGUUUCCUAGGGAGACGGGGCGUCCCGAGACCGUCAGAAUUUCUUUAUGUAGUCAAGUAGAUGUGUUUAUUUCAGCCUUAAAAUCGCUGAUGCCAAUGCUUGCUAUGGCAUCUGUGGCUUCACCAGUUAUAUUUAAGGAGUUUUGUCCCUUAUAUUAUCUUCUCAAUGCCAUUCCUGCAAAGAUCCAAAAAGGCUUUCGUUCUAUUGUGGUAUACCUCACAGCACUUGAUACCAAUGAGGACUACAUUGCAGUGGGGAGCAGCAUUGGAAUGCUUUAUCUCUACUGCAGACAUCUAAAUCAGAUGAAAAAAUACAAUUUUGAGGGCAAGUGUGAAUCUAUUACUUUUGUAAAGCUGUUGAGUUGUUUCGAUGAUCUAGUUGCUGUUGGUACAGCCUCAGGCCGCGUUGCUGUUUUUCAGCUGGUGUCUUCAUUGCCUGGAAGAAACAAACAGCUUCGGAGGUUUGACGUUGCUGGUAUCCACAAAAGUAGCAUCACAGCUUUAGCUUGGAGUCCCAAUGGAAUGAAAUUGUUCUCUGGAGAUGACAAAGGGAAGAUUGUCUACUCUGCCUUAGACUUAGACCAGGGUAUUUGCAACUCCAGCCUUGUACUGGAAGAGCCAUCUUCGAUUGUCCAGUUGGACUACAACCAGAAAGUGCUGCUUGUCUCUACUUUACAACGGACUCUACUUUUUUACACAGAAGAGAGAUCUGUCAAGCAAGUUGGAACACAGCCCAGAAAAAACACUGGCAAGUUCGGGGCGUGUUUUAUACCUGGCCUGUGUAAACAGAGUGACCUCACACUGUUUGCUGCCAGACCUGGGCUUCGUCUCUGGAAGUCUGAUGUUCAUGGAACUGUUCAGGCCACAUUCAUAUUGAAAGAUGUAUUUGCUGGAGGAAUAAAGACUUUUGAACUAUACCCUCGUUUGGAACCACCUGACAGAGGAAGUUACAGCUCCCCAGAGAAACACCUCGGGCUUGUUUCGUGCUUCUUCAGAGAAGGAUGGGUGCUGACCUGGAAUGAAUACAGCAUUUACCUAGUAGACACUGUGAACCAGGCUUUGAUUGGUGGCUUGGAAGGAUAUGGUGAUAUUGUGUCUGUGUCCUGUACCAACAAUGAGAUUUUUCUCUUAAAGGGAGAUAGAGACAUAAUAAGAAUUUCAAGUAGACCUGAAGGACUGUCAUCAAUAGUUUCAGAUGGGAAUUCAAAAUUGCCAAAUCCUUUAACAGAUGCAAGUCCUCAACUGCUGACCCCAUUGUCAGUAGCUACACCUGGAUCAUCUAGCCCUUUGGUGGAAACAGAUAAAAAAAUGGUUACUUCCCCUUCAGUUAUUGGUGAUAAAAGUGACUCUGAUUCUGUGGUGAAGAGCGAUCUGGAAACUCCAACGCUAUCGGAGAUAAGUUUUGAUAGAGUGGGAGACUUGAGCAAUGAAGCAAGAAGAAGGGGCUGCUCUGUGGUAAGUGAAUCAAGAAGCAGGAGCAGUUCAAUAAAUUCUGUGGACAGUGGCUCGAGCUUUAUGAUGUGUGCAGACCAACUGUCAGAAGCUCAGAGAGAAGGUCACCUUUCUUCCCAGCGGUUCAGUGCAAUCAGCUCUGAAGAUUUUGAUCAAGAACUCAUUGUAAAGCCAAUUAAAGUGAAAAAGAAGAAAAAGAAGAAACAAGAAAGCGGGACCAGGAAGAACCAGAGCUCUCUGGAAGGGACACCGAUUUAUGAGCGGCAGCUUUCUGGUGACAGUCCCCAUUCGUUGAAUGCAGACUCCUUUUCCAUCACUUCCAGCCUAAUGAGUGGCAGCAUUGAUCGUUUGAGUACUGGAUCUCCAGACCAGGAAAGCAUGUUCAGCGUGGAGUCCCAUACCAUCCUGCAAGAAGAUAACGGUUCAGAAACUUUCAGUGUCCUACAGUCUCCUGAGUCUGUGACUGUACUCAUUAAUGAGGAAAAUGGAGAUGUACUUGAUUUGCAGAAGCUUCCAAACAGUGACAGUGGCAUGGGUACUUCAGCUGUUACAGAUACUUUGACAUCUGUGUCUCCUCUAAUCCUCACAAAAGACUUGACAAACAGUGUUGAUGCUGAAUGUAAUGGUAGUGUGGUUUCUGCAAGCGGUGAGUGCUGCCUUGGAAAGCUGAGCCAAGAGGAGGAGAAGGAUUUCCCUACCUUGUGUGAAAUACAUGAAAACUUAGAUGAAAUGAAGCUGCAGGGUACUGUAAAAUCUUUUGAAGAACCUGACCUUACAGACCAAAUGUUUUUGGAAUGUGAGAGUGUACCUGGUGUUCAGACCUCACUGACACCAAAGGAGAGUGAUGAGACUGGUAGGGAAGACCAACAGCAACUCUCCCUAAUACACAGCGCUCUGGCAGAUGCUUCUGUGCUCCACUUUGACAUCUCUAACGAUGUUUGUUCAGAUAACACUUCCAUUUCUGGAUGGAGUUUUGAAAGUGCAAUCAAAGCUAAAUCUGGUACUAGCACUGCUGAAUGGGUAACAGACACUCAUGAAAGUAAAGCUGAGAGAUCUGCCUCAAGUGAUGAAGAGGAUAUUUAUGGACAUGGAUUGCCGUAUUCGUCCUCAGAGACUAGUAUGCCUGACGUUAGUGCUGGGCCUGGUUCCCAGGAUGUGACCAAGACAAGCCUAGAUGAAAUGGUGCUGUUAAAAUCUGAUCAGUUUGCAGAGAGCUGGAUGGGAUACUCUGGCCCUGGUUACGGCAUCCUCAGCCUGGUUGUCUCAGAGAAGUACAUUUGGUGCCUGGACUACAGAGGCAGCCUGUACUGCAGCGCGCUGCCCGCCGCCGGCCUGCGCUGGCAGAAGUUUGAGGAUGGUGUUCAGCAGGUGGCAGUUUCGCCCUCAGGGGCUCUUCUCUGGAAGAUUGAACAGAAGACUAACAAAGCAUUUGCUUGUGGAAAAGUAACUAUCAAAGGGAAACGUCACUGGUAUGAGGCUUUACCUCAGGCUGUAUUUGUAGCUUUAAGCGAUGACACCGCCUGGAUUAUCAGAACAAAUGGAGAUCUGUAUCUGCAAACAGGCCUGAGUGUGGAUCGUCCUUGUGCCCGAGCAGUAAAGGUUGACUGCCCUUAUCCACUGUCGCAGGUCACAUCCAGAAACAAUGUUGUGUGGGCACUGAGUGAGCAGCGGGCCCUGCUCUACCGGGAGGGAGUACGCAGCUUCUGUCCUGAAGGAGAGCAGUGGAAGAGUGAUAUUGUCAGUGAAAUGCAAGCUCUGGAACCAGUGUGCAUAACCCUUGGAGACCAGCAGACACUAUGGGCUUUGGAUAUCCAUGGAAACCUGUGGUUCAGAACUGGUAUAGUUUCAAAGAAACCACAAGGAGAUGAUAACCAUUGGUGGCAAGUAAGCAUCACUGAUUAUGUAGUGUUUGACCAGUGCAGCUUGUUCCAGACAAUAAUCCAAGCAACUCACACAGUGGCAACAGCAGCUCAGGCACCUGUGGAGAAGGUGGCUGAUAAACUGCGAAUGGCAUUUUGGUCACAGCAGCUUCAGUGUCAACCCAGCCUCCUUGGAGUUAAUGGCAGUGGAGUCUGGAUCUCUUCAGGCAAAAAUGAAUUCCAUGUGGCAAAGGGAAACUUAGUAGGCACUUAUUGGAAUAACAUUGUGCCUCGGGGCACUGCUUCAGCCACUAAAUGGAUUUUUGUGUUGGCUUCCACAGCUUCCUCUAAAGAAGGGAGCUUUCUGUGGCUGUGCCAAAGCAACAAGGAUCUGUUUUGCGUCAGUGAUCAGAAUCCUCAGUUUCGUCCUUCUACGGUGCAGCUGCCACCAGAGACUGAGAUGGUGCACUACUCUGCCUGCCAGGAUGCCAUUUGGGGUUUGGAUAAUCUUGGGCAAAUAUUUAUCAGAACACUUUCAUCUAGCUGUCCAACAGGGAUGCACUGGACAAAACUGGAUCUCACUCAACUAGGUGCUGUGAAAUUGAUCAGCUUGACCUGUGGAAAUCAACAUGUCUGGGCCUGUGACACCAGUGGUGGCAUUUAUUUUCGUGUAGGAACUCAACCCCUUAACCCAAGUUUGAUGCUUCCUGCAUGGAUAAUGAUUGAGCCACCUGUGCAGCCAGUAGGAAUCAACUUGGUCAGCAUUCACUCGAGUCCAAACGAUCAGAUGUUGUGGGCGAUUGACAGCAAAUGGAACGUCCACGUACGAGUUGGAAUUACAGACGAAAUGCCCGUGGGCACUGACUGGGAACACGUACCAGGGCUGCAGGCUUGUCAGCUGGCUAUAAGUACACGGACCGUUUGGGCACGCUGUCCAAAUGGGGAUGUGGCCCGUCGCUACGGCAUCACUGACAAGAAUCCAGCAGGAGACUACUGGAAGAAGAUUCCUGGAAAUGUGGCACGUUUAACAGUGACCCCUCUAGAUGAGCUGUGGGCGAUCAGUACUUCAGGAUCCCUUCUCCAGCGCCUCACUAAGACCUUUAGCCAUUCCCAUAGUUUGCAGAAAAAUAAUGACACUUCUGUCCUGCUUCACCCUGAUGAGUUUGAAGACGAAUGGGAAGUGAUAUGAAGUCUCUCUAGCUCAUGAAGCAGUGGAAAAAACCGGGAGGACAGUAUUUCUGUGAUGUAUGUACAGAAUGUUGGAUCUAAAGCCACUCAUAUCGGACCUCUGUGAUAUUAGCACUUUUGUAUUGAAAAACUUACCUAUUUAAUAGCCCCCAAGCUGUGAGUUCUGAUGUUUGUUCCAUUAUCUCUUGGGAGACUGUUUGGAUGUGACAUACUGCAAUUGUUAUACCGUGCUGCUGUAGAAGCUCCUUUGGAAAUAAAACUCUUAAGUUAAUCUUACUAGCGAUGGAAGUGAGUACUUCACAAGAGCAUGCACACUCAUACAUGUGUACUUAUUUUGGGAAGGAAUUCUGUUGCAUUAAAUAUUUUACUACAGCAGAAGCAUUAAAGCAUCUCUCAGUUUCUUCUUGUACUUGGAACUCCAGACUGAUGGGAACUCAAAUAGCUCUCUGACUGUUGUACGUAGGCGUAGAAUUGUUUUCCCUUGCAGCAUGGAAGAAACAUGGCAGAGUAUUAGGAAGAUCUGAGAACGUCAUGAUGACACACCAUUGGUGUUGAAAUGAGUUUAGUUUGAUCCAUUUCCAUACAAAUCUCUUCAAGGCUAUACUAAGUUUUCAUUUCUAGAAAUCUGGUCCAUGAGUUGUUUCUCUUCACAAGGGAGAUGUUUGGAUUCCACCUGAUGUCAGGGGAUCUAGUGCCCAUUUCACACAGCCAUCAGGAAGCCGACAGGCUUUUGGGGGGUGAGUCCCACUUUUGGAAUAGGAAGAAGUUACAUAUUGGGUUUGUAGUGCAAAGCAGGAAUGUACAAGGCAGCUUUCAUAAUUCCUGUUGUGCUGUAUUUGUGCCUCCAGCCAGUGCUUUAACAUUUGGACUCAAAUUGUUUUGAGGACCAAACUUAGGUGUAUUGAAAAGAAAGAUGGUAGUUGAUAGAAUUACCUAUAUUAUCCCAUUAAAAGUUGUGAUAUUGUGAGAAAAUACUUAACAAUAUUCUCAUUUUUAGCUAUGUUAGCUAAAGUUUGAAGUAUCUUAACAGAUAUUGCAGCAGAGGUGUGUGCUGAACCAAGAAGUAACCCAAGUUAAUCGUUGCUGUUUUAUUUUUCUUUAAGUCUUCUUUGAGAGAUACCUCAUCCUUUUUUAAGCAAUAGAACUAUAGAUGAGACAACCUGAGUUCACUAAGUAGGCAGAGGAGUUAUUUUAUGUUCAGUCUAAGCUUAUAAAUCAUCAGAAUGAUUAGCAGCUGCUUAAAACAACACUGUAAAAGCCAGCUUCAGGAAAGGCCAGGAGUUCAAAAGCGGGGAUGUUUCUGUUUUGAGAACUUAACACCUACUGAGAAGGAUGUGUUUUCUUUUUGACUCCUGCUCUCUUUCAGAAUAAUUCAUGGGCUAAACUGGGAACAAACGUGGUGCAAGGUGAGAAUGUGAAUCGGUGGAGAGAGAACCAAGUCGUGUCCCUUUUUUUUAGUAGCACUUGUGAUGUUGGCUGUCAGUUCUCAGUCUGAUCUUUCGGUGUUAGAGGGAGGACAGGCUUGUUUCCCUUUUACAGAUGACAUGUUUGCUUCGCUGCUAUCUCGUCCCUAUAUGGAGAUUACCCUAGAGGGUUUUUUUAGCCUGUCUGGCAGUGGAUUGUAAUGGAAUCAACUUGUGGAGUUAACCCAGUGUGUUUUAUGCAAGCAUAGCUUGGUAUCUUGAGGACCCCAAAGAAGCUGAAAUUCAGCUUAGAAGUAUCUUGUGGCAGCUCCUGAGUCAGUUGCUUUGAAGGGACGUGCGACUUCUCCAGGCCCUGCCAAGCACCAGAUGCUCAAGUACAAUGGUGUGAUUUACCAGUGACACUUUGGUAUCAAAGUCAUCUUAGCAAUGGCUUGAGCUUGCUAGUUGUUUACUUACUGUAUCAUACUGUACCUUGCUAUGGUCAUUAAUAUUUAAUUGGUGUCAAGAGCUCUUACCAGACUACUUCUUAGUAGCUGUUCUAAUGGAAUUAGGUGGGGUUUUUUUACGUUUACUUCUGUAUUUAGGUUUUUGGUUUUGUUUGUGCUUUGAGACAAGUGCAAUAAACUAGAUUUUUAAGAAAUAAA
Colius striatus (speckled mousebird) is the source of this 6725-nucleotide messenger RNA. It is a transcript of the gene TECPR2, whose product is annotated as tectonin beta-propeller repeat containing 2. The record is from RefSeq and is a predicted model, not a curated record. Bases 249 to 4658 code for a protein of 1469 amino acids. The transcript is spliced from 20 exons. NCBI's taxonomy places the organism in Eukaryota, Metazoa, Chordata, Aves, Coliiformes, Coliidae. Gene Ontology annotation, molecular function: protein binding.